AUGAAGCACAGGCAAAGACUUAUAUUUGUAUAUAUUCCCUCAAUUGUUCUAUUGUUAUCAAAUCAAAUUAUUGUCUCGCUCUGAGUUUGAAGCUUCGUAACUCAGAGAAAUACACAUAAACAGUGAUAUCGAGCUUUGAUACAGAGACGCUGAUUCUAUUUUUCUUGAUGAUCAAGUUUUUCUGAGAGUUAAUUUGCUGGCUUUUGAAAAAGAAGAAAGUUUAAACUAUGGCAGGAGGAAGCGAAGGGAGAUCUUUAGAAGAAACACCCACCUGGGCGGUGGCUGUGGUUUGUUUUAUUUUGGUUCUGAUAUCAAUUUUCAUCGAACACAUAAUUCAUCUUAUUGGUUCGUGGUUGAAAAAGAAACACAAGAGAGCUCUUUAUGAAUCACUCGAAAAGAUCAAAUCAGAGCUUAUGUUGCUGGGGUUCAUAUCGUUGCUGCUAACAGUAGGGCAAAGUCUAAUAGCGAAUAUAUGCAUAUCAGAGAGUGUCGCAAGUACAUGGCAUCCAUGUAGUAAGGAGCAAGAUGAGCAAAUGACGGAGGAAACAGAAGAAGAAACAGAUUCUGAAAACCGCCGAAAACUUCUCUCUGUGAUCGCCUCCGGUGGAACCUUUCGACGAUCUUUGGCCACCGCAGCCUCAACUGAUAAAUGUGCAGAAGAGGGAAAAGUUCCAUUUAUAUCAUCGGAUGGUAUUCAUCAACUCCACAUUUUCAUCUUCGUGUUAGCCGUUUCCCACGUUCUUUACUGUGUUCUAACCAUGGCGUUGGGAAGAGCCAAGAUGAAAAGAUGGAAGCACUGGGAGAAAGAAACAAGAACAGCAGAGUAUCAGUUCUCGCACGAUCCUGAGAGGUUCAGGUUUGCAAGAGAGACAUCGUUUGGCAGAAGGCAUUUGAGCUUCUGGACCAAGACACCUGGCCUCAUUUGGAUUAUUUGUUUCUUCAGGCAAUUUGUUCGCUCAGUUCCCAAAGUCGAUUAUUUAACUUUACGACAUGGAUUUAUUAUGGCACAUUUGGGUCCCCAAAGCCACACCAAAUUUGACUUCCAAAAAUACAUCAAUAGGUCACUGGAAGAGGAUUUCAAGGUGGUUGUGGGAAUAAGUCCACCAAUCUGGUUCAUUGCUGUGAUUUUCCUACUCUUCAACACUCACGGCUGGCAUUCUUACCUAUGGCUCCCGUUUAUUCCACUCAUUGUGAUACUGCUUGUGGGAACAAAGCUGCAGGUGAUUAUAACCAAAAUGGGACUGAGAAUUAUGGAGAGAGGAGAAGUUGUAAAGGGUGUGCCUGUGGUUGAGCCUGGCGAUAACCUGUUUUGGUUCAACCGUCCUCAGCUUAUUCUUUAUCUCAUCAAUUUCGUUCUCUUUCAGAAUGCCUUUCAGCUUGCUUUCCUAGCAUGGACCUGGUUUGAGUUUGGAUUGAAAUCGUGCUUCCUUGAGAAUACGGAGGAUGUGGUCAUCAGAGUUACAAUGGGGGUUAUCAUUCAAAUUCUUUGCAGCUAUGUUACUCUCCCUCUAUAUGCCCUUGUAACACAGAUGGGAUCAAACAUGAAACCAACCGUAUUCAACGAAAAAGUAGCAACAGCCCUCAGGAAUUGGCAUCACACUGCUAAGAAACACGUUAAACAGAACAAGGGCUCCCUUUCUACCACCCCUUUCUCUAGCAGACCAACCACCCCUUCUCACCACGCGUCUCCGGUGCACCUCCUCCGCUACCACCAGAGCGAAAUGGACAGCUCCCACACCUCACCUAGAAUGUCCAAUUUCGAUAUCGAGCUAUCUGAAGCCGACUCUCCGUCAACUUCGUAUCAUCACUACCGGGGUGAUGGUUCAUCAUCAUCAGCUAACAAUAAUGUUACUGAUCAACAAAAUUACUAUCUGGAGUAUGAUCCGGAAGUCAAUGAGCCGGAUCAACAACAGCCUGUGCCCGAUCAACACCGGAUUGAUAUCUCCAAAGAUUUUUCAUUCGAUAAAAGGACAAGAAUAUAAGCAUUAAUAAGGAUUUAAUUAAUUUUAUAAUUAAAGAUGCAUACUGUGGAUUUACUACGUAAACUGCGACUAAACGGACGAUGACAUAAGAAUUCUAUUGGCCUUUAGGUUCAUUAAGGCCUUUGAUUUUGCAUGAACUUGUAUAGUAUGGUUCUUUGUUCUUUCCACGAUAGUCCACGCACAUAUUUGAAGAAAACUGUAUUCAGUUUUCACUGCCUUUUGUUUGUGUAAAGUAAUUUUCUGGAUCUGCAAUUAAUUAUCAAUUUUUUUCA
Molecule: messenger RNA, 2254 nt
Organism: Mangifera indica (mango)
Lineage: Eukaryota; Viridiplantae; Streptophyta; Magnoliopsida; Sapindales; Anacardiaceae
Product: MLO-like protein 6
Exons: 15
Coding region: 228-1982 (584 amino acids)
Biological process (GO): defense response
Cellular component (GO): membrane
Source: RefSeq, a predicted model, not a curated record